Molecule: messenger RNA, 2704 nt
Organism: Halichondria panicea
Lineage: Eukaryota; Metazoa; Porifera; Demospongiae; Suberitida; Halichondriidae
Exons: 7
Coding region: 191-2521 (776 amino acids)
Source: RefSeq, a predicted model, not a curated record
ACCACUUCAGGUGGUUUGUGGGUGAAACUGACCAUAGUCAGGUUCUAGACAGUGCACUAGCUACUGGUUUUGUAACCAUCAAACAAAAUCAAUGCUCUUAAUCUAAGCUAGUGGUUUGUGGUGUUUAGGUGUAGUAAUUCUGACCAUAGGUCAUGUGCCAUUCUAGGAACAGUCCACUAGUGCUGUAGGUAUGGCUGAGGGGCUGCUCAAGUCAGUGACUGGCCAACUCAAGCCUGUUUCCAACACUGUGUUUGAUAACCCCAAGGCAGAUGAGGGUAGUAAGAAGAACGGUAAAAAUGAAGGAAACUCCGGUAAAAAUAUUGCUCUAAAAGAGUUUUUCUGGGAUCAGUUUCUCACAUACAUAGCUACUGGAAUUGCGUUACUAACGGUCCUAGAUGCUAGUAUCCAGUUUUUCCGGUCCAGUGGUCUUCAGUGUUACGUACCCAUGAAUGUUCUCCCUCAAGAGUUCACUAGAGACAAUGCAGCUUUUGUUAACACUUUCUGUCUCAGUAGUCUCUCUUGGAGUGAGUACUACACUGUGUUCAUUCUCAUUCAAGGAAUUGUUAUAGUUGCCCCUCACUAUCUGUGGUCGUCCGUUUUCAGUGGAAGGUUUGAUUUCUUUGUGGAUUUGGUGAAGCAAAUUGAUCGGCUUAGAGAUAGCGAUACCGGUGAUUUCAGACCAAAGAAUAUCGAUAUUGUUAAAAAAUUGGAGCAAGAGUUCCCCGAGAAAUGGAAGUGGACAGGAAUAUUUGUACUGUAUAUUGUCAAACUUUUGGCUCAGUUUCUAGCUGUUGUAAUUUCGCUCCUUGUCAAUAUCUUUGUUUUUCCCCAAGAGAGUUUUGCUUUUGUUUUUUCCUGUCCGCGUGACUUCAAUGGUUCCACUGAUCAGGUUGAAGGGUGGUUGUUUCCCAUAGCUGUGUCUUGCUCUUACCCUUCAUUCAGAGUGCUCUCAAGAAUCCAAAUUGCCAACUACGUUCUCCUUGUGUUAGCGCUUGGCUCAGUUGUAUAUGGUAUUCUUUGGUGUUUUAAGAGGCAUUCGAGUAGCUUGGGCUACAAAGAUGUUGCAAAAUUUGCCUUCUCUGCUUGUCUGGCUCCGGAGGAGUAUGUGUGUGAAUCGCUAUUGAAGAAUCCCUUCCAUCCAAGAAUUAGGAACGACCUUGACUUUCUUGUGAUGAUUCUAUUCAGAGCCGAUUCUGGUCAUGGACGUGUUUUUAAAGACAUUCAAGUUAGCAAAGAGAUCAAGAAUCAGAUUACUGAUGAUCAUGUGAAACUUCAUCUCUUGAAUGACGCUAUUAAAGACAAUUUAAGAAACAAGAGAACAGGAGGGAUGUCUCCACGAGACAAAGACAUUAGAGAGAUCUUCCUUAAAUCAGGUUUUGAUAACUAUCCAGAGGUUGAAAUUCACAAUGUUAUUUUGGGAGAAGAACGUCUUGGCAACAUGAAGUUUGAACCAGUUGGUGGUCUUCGCGACCGACUGUUUGGGUUUUUGCAAUUCUCCCCAGCCAAUGACAUGGCGUACGACAUCUCAUUUGGUACUGUUGGGUGUGCCCUUAUUCUGGCCAGAGGAUUCAAACAGGUGGUGUCUGUGAACUUCCACCCGUUCUAUCGCAAUGUUGAAGAGGUGGUGAAGAAAGAAGUGUUUCAAGUCAACUACAGCAGUGUCAUUGUGCAGCAGGACAUCUUUGCUCAGAAAACAGAGAACCUGAGAAUGACAGACGAAGCUAUCGAUGAUGAGUUAAAUUUCCGUGAUCCGGAGACACGUGCUGUAUUGGAAACGAAGCAGAUAAACUUCAUUGUUGUUGGACCGUUUGUACAAGAAGCCACCAAAGGAACUGUGAACCUGCACAUUGAGAGGAUGAAUACUGGAAGGUACUUCAGCAAGAAUUGUGUCCUCCUGGCUAUUAGGCCCGUCAAGAUAGCUGACAAAGAUGUCUCUGAACACUUCUGCAAGUAUGAGCCUGCAAAGGAGUUGUUUCUAAAGCAGAUGGAAAUAGACACUAAGUUAAAGGAUGCUUUUCCGCUCCUUGACGAUGGUCUUGUGCCUGUCGAAUGUGCAGGUGCACGUGUUGAGUGUAUGUUUGAAUUCAUUGGCUACUCGUAUCAAGGACAGGAAGAGCCAACCUUGAGACGCCGACCCCCCAGGCAACCCCCCCACGAACCCCCUCAGUUUGCUAGAUCCGGUGAGAUCCGGUCUCUAAGUCAUUCCCCUCGAUCCGCGUCGAAUAAUCGACCCCCUGUGUUACCCUCACUCUCUACCGCUUCGUUACAUGACCCUAGCCGUUCUGAAAAUGAUCUCCUCCAAUUUUCUCCUCCCACACCUGACAUUAAGGACAACCGUUCCCGCGUCCUGCUUUCUAAGAAGACUAAUGUCGAAGCUACCUCCAACACUCUCGCUCAGUCCACUGAACACUUUGGCUACCCCAUCUCCGACCUUCAGUACCUGCAACCAUUGAGUGGUAGCCAACCCACUCCACAGUUUACUAAUAGUCCUACUAAUAGUCCACCUGGAACUCCAGUUUAAGGGACUAAAGGGAAAAGUCAGGCUUGAUGAAAAUUCCUGUACCUGACCCAGCAAAAUUUCGCUAAACUAACUAUCAUUAAUCCUAUCUUAGCUUACACACUUUUCUAACCUCAUGUUAUUAAUCCGAGGUACGUGGUGCAUAUCAGUGUAUUAAUUUUGUGAAAUGUGUGUUCUGUAUUUUGA